This is a messenger RNA of Volvox carteri f. nagariensis, 1191 nucleotides long. RefSeq lists its product as uncharacterized. The coding region runs from base 1 to 1191 and encodes 396 amino acids. The record is from RefSeq and is a predicted model, not a curated record. Gene Ontology annotation, molecular function: protein binding. The transcript has 6 exons. Lineage: Eukaryota; Viridiplantae; Chlorophyta; Chlorophyceae; Chlamydomonadales; Volvocaceae. Gene Ontology annotation, cellular component: nucleus; cytoplasm.
AUGGCGCGCAAAAGCAUUGCGCUGUUCGUAACCACACUAUGUAUCCUUAGCGUGGUCGCUCUUGGCGCAAAGAAAUCAACAGAUAGACUCAUUUUAGCCUUGAGAAAGCGUAUCCUUGCGACUGUUGUUGAGGAGCUCAGCGUGAAAGGCCUGGACAUCAAUUUGCCCGACUCCUCGCAUCGGCUACCUCUUGCGGAAGCAGUCCGCUCUCGGGAUGUUCGGGCUGUGAUGGCACUGCUGGAGCAAGGGGCCCUUGCCAGGUGCCAUGAGCCUGGCUCCGGAACCACUCCGCUCCAUUUGGCCUUCCAAUUCAAUCUGCCGAACAUCGCUCGGGCUCUGCUGGCGCAUGGUGCCGACCCAAAUGCCAAGGACAGGUCCGGCGUGCCCGCCCGCAAGCUCGUACCCCUCAGCAGUAGCACCACCCGCGGCAGCAGUAGCAGCACCGCCCGGGGGAACAUUUCCGAACUCAUUUCACUGUACGACACUCGGGGCUCAAUGGCCUUUGAAUCGGCGCCUGGUUCGUGGCUGAAGGAGGACAGGCCGGGGGGCUCCACCUACUACUGGAGCCCCAGCACGAGGGAGUCCAGGUGGACACCGCCGCCCUCGUGCGCCUGGCAGAGGGUUACCAUACAGGGACAUCCCGUAAGGUACAUUAACACGGUGACAGGUCAACAGCUCACCUCCCUCCCACCCGCACUCUCCUGGACACGACUGCGCUCCGAAACCGACAAUGGAUCUCAGCUACUUUGGUACAACUGGGCCGUACAAGUCUCAUCAACCGCCACACCAGCCGAGCUUCCUCCCGACAUGCUCGCCCAACUGGCCGUACAGGUCAAUGUACGGUGGUACAAUCCAACCACCGGGCAGUACAGCUAUACAGAUCCGGUGUACUCCACUCCGUGGAGGGAGCUCACGGACGAGGCCACAUCUCGGCCCUACUACUUCAACGUUGACACGAGAGAGAGCUUGUGGGAGGCCCCCGAGGAGCUGUGUUGGGUGAAAAUGGAGAUCAGUGACACAUCCGGGGCGGGGGAGGGGGAGGGGGAGGGGGACAGAGCGAUGCGUGGUAGUGUGGGGGUUGGUAGUUGGGCUGCACGGCAGUACUUUUACAACCGGCGCAGCGGUGAGGUGUCCUGGACCGCACCCGCGUCCGGUCCGCUGGCCUUCGUGCCCUACGCAUCGGAGCUGUGA